AUGUCUCCAAUUAGUCAAAUGAAUAGACCGGAACAUACUCCAUACCCAAAGCUUUCCACCACUCAGAUCGAAGAGAACGUUCUUCCUCAAUUGAAUCAAUGGGCUCUAUGUAAUGGUUUGAUCAUGGCCGACAAGGAUAAUGCCAGUAAAGCUACUGUUGCACCAACUACUGUCUUCCCAACUCCUAUUCCAGCCAAGGUAUUCGAGAACGCGAAGACUCUGCAAAAGACUUACAAUCAAUUGUACGCCCAAGUUUCAAACUCUGAUUGGUUGAUGGAAGAAAGUGCUAAGCUUACCCAUUCCGAUCCUGAGUUUACUGGUAAACUUUACGAUAUGGCCAAGAAAUGUGACUCUAAGCAAACUUUGAAACUAGGUUUAUUUAGAUCCGAUUACUUGAUCGAUAAAAGUUCUGAACAAAUUAAACAAGUCGAAUUCAACACUGUGUCUGUGUCUUUCGCUGGUUUAUCUACCAGAGUUGGUGAACUACAUUCUUUCUUGAACAGUUUGGGUGCGUACGAUUCCACUGGUGAGAUGAAGAUGUUUUAUGAAGGUAUGGGUGAAUUACCUGUCUCUGAAUCAUCUGUCUUCAUGCCAAGGGGUCUAGCUCGUGCUUUCACCAUGUAUCCAUCCAUGAAUUCCGAAACCAAGAAAGAAAAGGCUGCUAUUGCUUUUAUCGUUGAACCAAACGAAACCAAUUUAUUCGAUCAAAAAGUAAUUGAAUUCAAUUUGCUGAGAUUAUACGGUAUUAAGAGUAUCAGAUUAACUUUUGAAGAAGCUCUAAAGGAUCUGGAAUACAGUACAUUCGAUGACAACAAGAGAAUUAUUCACAAGAAGACUGGUAAAGAAAUCGGUGUCGUCUACUACAGAACUGGGUACACCACUGGUGAUUACUAUAACGAAUCCUGCUGGAAAGCCAGAGAGUUCUUAGAAAACUCCUUUGCCAUUAAAGCUCCAACUUUAGAUAUUCAACUGGCUGGUUCUAAGAAAGUUCAACAAUUGUUGACUCAAGAUGAAAUUUUAGACAAAUUUAUUGACGACGAAGCCACUAAGAAAGAACUUGUCAAGACUUUUGUAAAGAUUUAUCCAUUAGAUGAUUCUAAACUUGGUAAAGAAGGUAAGAAAUUGGCUCUAGCUUGUACCUCUAACAAUGCUAAAUAUGUAUUGAAACCACAAAGAGAAGGUGGUGGCAACAAUAUUUACAAAGAAGAAAUUCCAAAUUUUUUGAAAACUAUUGAUGAAAGCGAAUGGGAUUCUUAUAUCUUAAUGGAAAUGAUUGACGUAAAGGCUAGCACUGAGAACUAUCUAGUUAGAGAUGGUAAGCUAACCAAAGAACCUGUUAUUAGUGAACUAGGUAUCUAUGGUACCAUCCUAUUUGACAAGGAUUCUAUCCGUUCCAACGAAUAUGCUGGUUCCUUAUUAAGAACAAAAUUGAGUUCUUCUAAUGAAGGUGGCGUCGUUGCAGGAUUUGGUACUGUUGACAGCAUGUGUCUAGUAUAA
This is a messenger RNA of Maudiozyma barnettii, 1497 nucleotides long. It is a transcript of the gene GSH2, whose product is annotated as glutathione synthase. Gene Ontology annotation, biological process: glutathione biosynthetic process. Gene Ontology annotation, cellular component: cytosol. The coding region runs from base 1 to 1497 and encodes 498 amino acids. Lineage: Eukaryota; Fungi; Ascomycota; Saccharomycetes; Saccharomycetales; Saccharomycetaceae. The transcript has a single exon. The record is from RefSeq and is a predicted model, not a curated record. Gene Ontology annotation, molecular function: glutathione binding; glutathione synthase activity; ATP binding.